CCAGUGCUGUCACUUGCCACAUUUGAAUUCGAAGUGACAGUAGUGGCCGUUAAGUUCCAAUUUCUUAAAAAUUUCGUAAAAUUGAAUGAAACUUCAGCUCCAAUGGCUGUGGUUGCAAAAGUAGCAGACUGGUUGAAAAAUCUGGAAUAUGACGGUCCCGUACCGUCCAGUUUAUCAAAAAUCUGUAAUGCCAACACUGCCUUUAUUUGGGAGCAAUUAAUUACGAAUGUGAGGCACCGGUCGGAAGUUGGCGCCAUCCGCAAAAACAUAAUUAUAAGUCGGUUAGCAAAAAAAUCGCUCAGAGAUCAGCAGGAUGAGUUCGAUUAUUCGAUCAGAGAGAUUGAUAUUUAUGCCAAAAAGAGGAAACUUGAGAGUAAAGUUGAGCGUCUUCAGAGCCAGAUUGAGGAGAAAGAAUCAGAGAUUGAUGACCUUCUUAAAAAUAAUAAACUCACUUACGCCACUAUUGAUAAUAUGAAGGCAAAGAUUAGGGAGAAUUUGGAGAAGAGGUUUUUAUUGGAGAAAAAAGCACAAGUGCUUGAGGCGGAUUUAAACCACGCCAGGGAAGUUGUGACUUUAGCCAGAAGCGUAACUCCUGUCGAAAUGGACGAGAAUUCAAACAGUGAUGAAAUCACUCAAACGCUACAAAAGUGUGCAGAAAAGCUGCAAAAACUGUCCCAACAAACUUUCGUUUCGUCCAAAACAAACAGCUUUUCUAAAUGUAUAAAAAUGGAAACUAGAGAAGAACCCAAACGCGAGUCUUUAGGUCUAUUGAGACCUUCCGAUUAUUUCAGCAUUAGCGACGAUUUUGAGUUCUCGUUUUUAAGUCCGAAAAAAGACAAUUUGUUUGUUUCAUUACCUAAGGAAAAAUUUGAUGAUCUUGAGGUCCAAAACGAUUUAAAAAAAUUGUUGCACACGAAUAACAGAUUUCUGAUUUUAAAACAGUUCGGAAAAAUUUACGAUGAACUAAUUUGCCAAUUUCAGACACCACUAACGUGUGAUACACCCGACAGGGAUUCAGUCAAUCACGAUGAUUUAACGCGAUUGUAUUUCAUACACGCUAAAGAGGAGCUGAAAAAAGACAAGUAUCGAUUACAAUUGGAAAAAUUGAAAGAAACGGUAACCAAACGCGAAGGCGAAAUUCUAAGUCAAAUACACGGAAAUCGGGCCGAAAUCACAAAAAUGUUCCAAUUACAAAGCGAGAAAGUGUAUCACAAAGCUAUCAAAUUUUUUCUACAGAAAGAAAUAAAUUCGCACAGACAGCUUGAUAGUGGCAACGAAAUUUACGUCACAAAGUCAAAGAUAAAACAAACGCAAGGCGAAAUUACUUGUAAAAUUGAACGUGUUAAUAAUUUAGUGUGUGAUAUAUCCACACUCAUUUCUGACAUUAAAACAAAUGCCAAAGAAACCGCCAUAUGUGUGAAAACACUGUACUUCCAUAUCUGCGACAUGUCUUGGGCUGAUUUUCUAACACAGGGCGUUAACUUGGAGGAAAUUGAGACGUUCCGAAAGUACCCUCUUGAAUUUAACCGCCGGUUUGCCUUCACUGACCGAAAUUUAUUUUACCGCGAUGUUGCCCACACUGAAGUCGCGGCUUUCGCCGAUUUGGAUUCGGCUGAUUUCCGAGCGGUUACGGGUUUAAUCGAUGUGCCCUUUAGCCACCCGGAAAGUGUAGUUUUGGACACUCUGCGGAAAAAAGUUUUUUUGAAUACUUUGAAAGGCUUGUCGGAAGAGACACCAAAACUGGAGUGUCAAAACUUUUGUUUUGACGAAGGUUGGGUGGGAAGCACCGAAAAUCAGCUCAUUUCGAUCAUACAUUCGCCUGUGAUUCACCGCGUGUUGGCAGCGCCGUCUGAAGUCAGGGAAAACACCGAACUGUGGACGGAAAUGUCCUUCAGGAAUUUUAUUUCGCCGAUGCGACUGGUCGAUGGGCAGGAUUAUAGGUUUUAUGAAGAGAAGUUGAAAGAGUUAAGUAAAGAAAACUGUUAGGUGUGUAUUUACAUUAUUGUUAUUAAAUUGAACUACGAA
Molecule: messenger RNA, 2025 nt
Organism: Tribolium castaneum (red flour beetle)
Lineage: Eukaryota; Metazoa; Arthropoda; Insecta; Coleoptera; Tenebrionidae
Exons: 10
Coding region: 103-1986 (627 amino acids)
Biological process (GO): spindle assembly
Cellular component (GO): HAUS complex
Source: RefSeq, a predicted model, not a curated record